Molecule: messenger RNA, 916 nt
Organism: Benincasa hispida (wax gourd)
Lineage: Eukaryota; Viridiplantae; Streptophyta; Magnoliopsida; Cucurbitales; Cucurbitaceae
Source: RefSeq, a predicted model, not a curated record
UAACCUCUCCUAAAUUUUUUUCAGCCGCCACACACGUGUCUCUAUCGUUGGUUUAAUCUCUCCUCUCUCGCUGUGUUCACCGCCGCUCGCCGUCCACCGUUUCCCACUCUUCGCCGACGCUCCUCUCUUUCCGUCUCUCUCGUUUCGUUUUCCCCCAACCCAUACCUUCAAACAUUCUCGUUACAUUCUCCCCCAACCGAAGCUCGUACCCCUAACUCGAUCCAACUACACCCUUAGCUAUCAUUUUGGAGGAACUAUUUGAAGAUUAUUAGAAGAUUGUGAAGAUGUGCAAGAGAAUUUUAUGAUACUAAUUGGUUGUAUCGAAAGGUCGAUAAUAAACAGUUCCAUUAGAACGUUUCUCAGUCAGAUUCUGUUCCUGAUUUGUCUAUCUCUAGCAUUCCAAUUGUUCAAUAAUAAUGAAAAUCCUAGCCGCUACAUCGAAUCAGUUGCCUCUAACUCUCUGCCUACCGUCGAAAAUCUCCCGCAACUUUGACUCUAAAUUGUCAAGAUUGGGGUCGACUUCUCGAGCUCUCGUCGGCGGUAACUCAAGAGUGCUUGCAAUCAAAUGCUCUGCUGAAUCACUCGUCGACAGUCCAGAAGCAUUUAUUGAAGCUUCAAAAGAGGGGAAUUUGAUUCCGCUUCACCGAUGCAUAUUCUCUGAUCACCUUUCGCCAGUGCUUGCGUUUACCGUUGUUUGGUCAAGGAAGAUGAUAGAGAAGCCCAAGUUUUCUAUUCGAAUCCGUUUGAACCUGGCCUGCAGGUUUCAAAUGUUUAGAUUUUGCUGAUAUGCCAUUACGUCGGGAGAUAUAGUGUGGUUGGUGCUCAACCCUCAAUUGAAAUUUGGCGAAGAAAAUGUUGUUACAAUUUUGAAUCAUGAAGAGGAAAAGAAGCAGAGGAGAUUGUUGAGAUCCUAGAC